Molecule: messenger RNA, 1183 nt
Organism: Monopterus albus (swamp eel)
Lineage: Eukaryota; Metazoa; Chordata; Actinopteri; Synbranchiformes; Synbranchidae
Product: transmembrane protein 230-like
Exons: 4
Coding region: 128-493 (121 amino acids)
Biological process (GO): synaptic vesicle transport
Cellular component (GO): synaptic vesicle; endomembrane system
Source: RefSeq, a predicted model, not a curated record
AUGUAAAUAAGGAAGUUGAUUUUCCAUGGAUGAUAAUUUGUAGAUGUGACAUUGUGGAGCAGCUGUCUACACUGGACAUCAGCAUUUACUGUUUUUAUCAUAGUUAGAGUCACGCUCCUAUACCAUAAUGAAGGCAGCUAGAGGCAACAUGUUGGGUGCUGCAAUAUCCAACAACAACGUCAAGUACUCCCAGCUGGCUACUGAUGAUGAUGGUUACAUAGACUUACAGUUCAAGAAAAGCCCGCCAAAGGUCCCAUAUAAGGCAAUUACACUAGCAGUAUUCCUGUUUCUGAUUGGCUCCUUGCUGAUAAUCUUCGGAGCCCUUCUUCUGGCAGGAACCAUACAGGUUGAGUAUCCAGACCGCACCAUUCCUGUCAUCAUCAUAGGAAUACUUGUAUUCCUUCCUGGAUUUUACCAUUUGAGAAUUGCAUACUACGCUGCCAAAGGUUACCGGGGUUACUCCUAUGAUGACAUCCCAGAUUUUGGUGACUGAGCCAAAUGACAGCAACUGACUAACAGAGAAUACCCCCCUUUUGCCACACUGUAGCUUGAGACUGUGGCCCACUGUUUACUUUGAGUUUCUGACUGCACUGUAUGUAUGUAGCAGCAAAGGCAACAUUUUAUUACCAUUGUACAGUGGAGACCUGUGUUUAUCCACAGGUAUACCAUGCACAGGGUUUUAACUAUUUUGCUUAGUUUUAUAAUUAUGUCUUGUUACUUCUCUGCUCUGAGCUGUAUUAUCCGCCACCCCAAAGUUUGACUGACCUUACAACUUUAUUGACAAACAUGUAAUGAGUAUGCUCACCGCUCAUUCAAAACAUGCUAACAAACCUUGGACGAGCAGUGAAACAUUCUACACAGAUGCCUUCAACUUAGUACUGCUAGAAAGUUUGCUUAUUGCACAGUUGCACAGCUGUAUCAUUGUAUAAAUAGAUAUGUAUUUGCCAUAAGAAAAUACAAUAUGAAAAACUCAGGAGGCUGUAUUUCUCCCGAGAGAUUAUAUUUGGAGUACUAUCCAGAGAUUGAUUAAUUGAUCAAAGUAGGGUGUAUAUUUUUGAAUGUAAUGUAUUACUUCCUAUAUGAAGGGUUGCUAUUUGUGCAUAUUCUAUUGAUUUUGAACAUCAUAAGAAGCAUGUACCCUUGCUUGAGAUAUAUAAAAAAGUUAAAAAAAUAAAAAAUAAAA